AUGCCGUCCAGCAAAGGGAACGAGACCGGCCGCGAGGCCGGCAACACAGUACGCAAGACGGCGCCGCAGCCACUGGCUCUGGCUGAGUCGGCGCUCAUGGCGAGCGACCGCAGUCUUGCCGACGCAUCUCUUCAGAUCGACUCACCAGCCGAAUACUCCAUCCAUUCUCGAUCUCCCAGGUCGCCCAAUUCGCCAUUACGCUACAACGAUAGGAGCGGCAGCCUGGUGCUGAGCCAGACCCCCGUACCGGCAGGAAAGCCGCCUGUUCAUCUCGCCGAGCUCAUCAGCCAGCCGCUUGCCGACAGCGAAAGCAGCCACCAUCCCUCUCUCUCGACCUCCACCAGCUCAUCCCAGCUGCAGCAACCAGCACAGCCACCGCAACAGCCACCACAGCAACAUCAGCAAAAGCAUUACGGGCACGGUCGACACAGGCAAAACGAGGACAAGACAUCCAAGUCCAAUUUCUUCUUCCACUUUGAUGCCGAGCCCACGCAAGCGGCCAACAGCGCUGAGCUUCCGACACGCUCGAACGCCUCCCUUGUCUCCUCUUCGACCGAAGCCGAAAUCAGUUCUUCCAACUCACGAAAGGGGAAGCCGAAAUCGUUUGGGCGUCUAGGGCGGACACGAUCCAACCGGGAUAAGAACGGCAACAUCAUUCAUUCCAACACGACCACGGCGACCAAUACACCGGCCUCAUCUAUGCAAGACGACGCUUCGAUGCGAAUGGUCGAGCCGCCCGAGCGCGCCUAUCAGCCUGCUGCCACCCUGAAGCCGGCAGCCGUGAUGCCGCACGAGCCGUCCCACAGGGAGGCUAAGGCCUCGAGGACGCGCAACCACUCGGCAGAACGGGUGCGUCCACGCGAUGUUCCUAGCACACGGGACGGCCAUCAAAACAAGCAAAAUCAAACCCGCGAGCGUGAACAUGUGCGGGCACAGCCGUCGUCCUCGCGGGAAACCGGCGGCUACACGUUUUUCAGCGGAUUGAAGAACAGCCGAGCUGCAGACAUCUUCAGCAAGGGAUUUUUCGGUAAGAGCACACGGAGUGGGAGCACGACGGAGCGGGAGCCAGUCGUGGACGAUGAGCACUACGUGCUCCGGGUGAUCAACCGGCCGCUCGUCGAGCAGACACGAAUGACUCGCAUCUCGAAACGGCUAGAGGAUUCGCGUGAUAAGACGGAGUUCUGGAUGCCUGCUUUCCCGUGGAGGGCCAUUGACUACCUCAACUUCAAGGGGACCGACGUGGAAGGCCUCUACCGGGUUCCUGGAAGCGGGCCGCAGAUCAAGAAGUGGCAGCGGAAGUUUGACCAAGAGCAUGACGUGGAUCUUCUUUCGCAGGACGAUCUGUACGACAUCAACAUUAUCGGCUCGAUGCUAAAGGCCUGGCUACGGGAGCUGCCGGACGAGCUGUUUCCCAAGGCAGCACAGGAGAGAGUUGCACGCCAAUGUGCCGGGUCCGAGAGGGUGCCCCAGCUGCUGAUUGACGAGCUGUCGGACCUGUCACCGUUCAACUACUACCUGCUCUUUGCCAUCACCUGCCACCUGAGCCUGCUAUUGGCACAUUCGGACAAGAACAAGAUGGACUACCGGAAUCUGUGCAUCUGCUUCCAGCCGUGCAUGAAGAUUGACGCGUUUUCGUUCAAGUUCCUAGUGUGCGACUGGCGAGACUGCUGGCAGGGAUGCCGAAACGAGAUGCGGUACAUUGAGGAGGAGUACCGGAUCUUCGGGCUGCCACCACCCAUGGGCAUCUCGACGCCACGGUCGCAGCUUCCGCCAGGCAGCGACGGGUUGGCGCAGGAGCAGGUGGCCGACAUGCGGCAGAUCUCGUCGUCGGACAGCGACAGGCAGCUCGACCAAGUCGACCAGCCCCCGUUGAGGAGGCCGCCCAAUAUGGAGACGGGCAGCGUGGCGUCGACCUCGACUAUCUCGACGACACUGACGAUUGAUAGUCAGCGGGCGGCAACGCCGCCAGGGCAGUCUGGAGAGAUGCGAGGAGAUGGACGGGGACAGAUGCGGCCGCUGUCACCGAUCAAGCCGCUCUCUCCUCUCGGCUUCUGA
Molecule: messenger RNA, 2055 nt
Organism: Grosmannia clavigera kw1407
Lineage: Eukaryota; Fungi; Ascomycota; Sordariomycetes; Ophiostomatales; Ophiostomataceae
Product: Rho GTPase activator
Exons: 3
Coding region: 1-2055 (684 amino acids)
Biological process (GO): regulation of GTPase activity; signal transduction
Cellular component (GO): cytoplasm
Source: RefSeq, a predicted model, not a curated record